AGGAAAAAUCAAGCUUGACAGACGUUAAUUUAUGGGUAUAUCAUUAUUUAUAGAUGUCUUACUAAUUAGGGAUCUAUCAUUGAUGUCUCGUUAAAACGAUUGUACCGCAUACCAAUAUCACGAUUUUUUUCGAUGGAUUGGAUCGAUAAUGCCGGUAAUAAUAGAUUUCUGUUUUACCAACUGUAUAUGAAUGUCGAUGUUAACAAAUGAAUGUUCUUGUUUACUGGCCGAGUAAGAACGUUGAUAAUUGUAAAUUUCUCUUUGACCGACCGAGUAAGAAUUUUGAUAUUAGCAGAUUCCUAUUGUACCGAUCGGUUUAAAAUGAUGAUGAUAAUAAUGUAUUCCUGUUUUACCGACCAGUUUAGAAAGUUAGUAAUGAUCGGUAUGGUUACAAAAAAAAACUGAAUCAGGAUAUGUUUAAAUCUAUCCAACUAAUCAGGGAAACAAUCAAUCCCCAGGAUUAUGUUCAUGCUCAUGAAAGAUGAACUAAAGAAUAUUUAUUUAGAUAUGAUUCAUGUUUCUCUCCCUAUAUUAUCACGAUUUUUCAGGACAAAGUUUUUCUUUUCAUAGGAUUGUCGAAUGCUCUAUAAUAGUGAUUAAGACACUAAACAAAGAAAAGGAUAUAUACCGAAGUGGCCGUCACAAAUUGUGACUCAAGGGGAUAAUUAUUAGAGUAUUGAGUUAUUUUCAAAGAUUCAUCAAAAUCUUUCGAGAAUAGAUAUAUUCAUUAUAUUUUAAUUUUACCACGUUGUCAAUCAAAAUGCUCUUAUGCUUUGGGAAUUAGAAUUUUCGAUAGCUCAUGUCAAACCCGGGAACACGGAUUUUAGAAUAGACUCACUAGUUAUUCUAACACUUGUAUAUUAAUUAAUUACUAAUUAAUUUCUAAUUAAUUAGCAUUGCAGAAACAACAUUCCUUGCUUACAUUUAUAGUUCACAUUUUGUCCGUAGCUAUGUCUCUGAAGUCUCACGCUUUCAACGGAAGGUGAUAAACAGUCUUAAUGUAAUUUCUUAUCGAAAGAUAAAACAUGAUUUUAGAUAUGCAAACAUAUCAGUAUAAAUAUUAAUAUAUAUAUAUAUUUUUAAAUUAUAAUAUAUAUAUAUAUAUGUAUAUACAUAUAUAUAUAUAUUAAUUCUUAUUUUUUGUGAAUAAAUUUUUGUAAAUUGCACGUAAAACUUAUCUAUUGAGUAACAUAUUUAUGUUGUAGAUAUUUUGUUUUUCUUUUUUAAUUUGACGCUUAUUAUGAAUUAUAUUCAUUUUAAUAUAAAAAAAAAAGUACAACAUUUAUAUAUAUAUAUAUAUACAUGUAUAUAUAUAUAUAUAUGUAUAUAGAAUAAUCUGAAAAUAAUCGUGUUUCUGUUAAUUGAAAUUAAUUUAGAAAUGAAUUAUAUGAUAUUUCAUAUUUACCGCGUAAAAUCUUAUCUCUUGGUAACAAUGUAGCAAACGCAGAUAACUUCAGAUAGAUCAUGUUAUAUACUACUAUGGAAGUAACCUUGUUAUACGUUGAAAUUUUGGAUAAGACCUAACUUAACAGGAGUAAGGUGAAACUAGGUUCAUUGGGAAGAUCUUUAAAUAUAAAUCAAUUCAUAUGAGCGGGUAAAAUAAUUCUACAUUAUGGAAGCUCAUGAAAAUGAACAAUAUGUUACAUUUCCACUUUCUGGAGUACAUGAUAAUAUUCAAGAAAAUAUAAUAUCACACGAAGAGAUAUGUGAACCUGUUGAUGAUUGUGUACUACAAGAUGGUUUAAAUGAAGUUCCUGUUAAUGAUGUUAAUACUGAUAUUCAAGAAGCUCAUGUUGCUGUCGAAAUUUUACCUGAUAGAUCGGAUGAGGAAGAUGAAAAUCGUAGCGUUUAUCCUAUAUAUAUCAAACAGGAGGAACAACAACAAUAUACUUCUGGCGAUGAUGAAUCAAUGGCUGUUGAAGCACUUCGUCAAUUAGGUGGCAUGUAUCCAUGUUUUGAAAAUAAAAAAGUCAGUUGUCCUAAUUGUGCUAAUUUGUUCACACAAAUUGAAUUUACCAAACAUCAGGGUACGUGUAAUAUAAGUAAGUUAUCAUGUCCAACAUGUGGAGAAACAUUUGAAAGGAAAAUGGAUUUAAAUAAUCAUAUGGUUUGUCAUCAAGUUGAUCGACCACAUGCAUGUAGAACAUGCGGUAAUUUGUUUCGUUCUAAAAGCAGUCUUCAAUCGCAUAUGUUACAAGUUCAUCAGAUAGAAAGACCUCAUAAGUGUACCAUUUGUGGUGCAGACUUUCAAAGACCAUCUAGCUUAUCAAAUCAUAUGAAAAUACAUACUUAUGUAGCUGGACGUGCUAUAAUGCAAUCAAGAGGAAAUAAUCAAUUAUCACAGUCUGUGGAUACAUUUAGAAAAUGGUCUGAAAAUAAUACGUCUGAAUCACAAAAUGUACCUGUUCCAUCUUCGACAGUUCAAACUGUACAAAAUUAUAACGCUUGUCAAGUUCAUUGGGCUGUUCCUGCUUAUACUUUUCAAAAUGAACAAUCGUCUACUGUCAAUACAAUUUCUAAUCAUGAUGAAAAAAUAGAUACACUGCAUGAAUUUAAUGUAUUACCUAAUGGUGAAGUAACACAAUUUGAAUAUACACAACAAAAUAAUAUGAAUAAUCAAAUCAAUCAACAAUACAGUUUAUCCCUUAAUACAUUUAAUAAUUCAGACAGUAUGGUCAAAGUUGAGGCACUUACAUAUAAUAAUGACAGUAGAAGAAAUUAUGUGGAUAUGGGGACAGAUGUUAAUAAACAGCAUACAUGUAGUCAUUGUGGUAUUAGUUUUUCAAGAGCAAUAGCAUUGGUAUCACAUGAAAAGAUUCAUACAUCUAAAAACUGGAUGCCCAUUGAAUGUGAAUAUUGUGAUAAACAGUUUCAAGAUGCAAAUCAUUUGGCAACUCAUCAAACUACUUGCACAAAAAAAAUUAUGCAGAAUAAUAUAGAUCAAGGUGUUUCAAAUAGUAAAUGGGGAAAACAUGCUUGCUCUGAAUGCGGAAAGAAAUUUACAACUAAACAGAAAAUGUUUAGGCAUCAAUGGAUACAUAGAAAGAAAACUCAUUGUUGUGAAGUUUGUGGAACACAAUUUGAAAAACAAAAUCAAUUAGAUAAGCAUAGAUUGUCGGCCCAUCCUGGUGAUUCACCAUUUACCUGUACGGAAUGUGGAAAAAGUUUUGUAUCACGUCAAGGUCUUUGGGAACAUGGUAGAACUCAUGCAGGAAGUCCAGCACAUUUUCAUUGUGAUACUUGCUCAAAAACUUUCUCCUCGCGACAAGGAUAUUUAAUUCAUCAUCGUACUCAUACAGGUGAAAGACCAUAUGGUUGUAAAUUUUGUUGGAAAGCAUUUAGAGAUGGUGGUACAUUAAGAAAACACGAACGAAUUCAUACAGGAGAAAGACCACACGUAUGUCCUUUAUGCUCUAGAGCUUUUAAUCAGAAAGUUGUUCUUCGUGAACACGUUCGAUGGGUUCAUGCUGCAGGAAAAAAUGAAACUGAAGUUACAGGACCACCUUAUCCUUGUCCUUUAUGCGGUGCUUUAAAUCAAGAUCGUGAUGAAUUGUGCGCCCAUAUUGUUAAACAUUCGGAUCAAAUGAUAGCCGAAGCAAAAGCAAAAACAAAUAAUAAUGCUCCUAAAUCACGACCUACGAGAAAAAAAACUAAAGCAUCUAUCGGAGAAGGUACGCAGGAGAAACAAAAUCUAGAUAAUAAUGAAAUUUCAAGAUUAGAGCAAAAUAAAGCAUUAUUAUCUAUAACAGAAGCAAUGGAUAAAACAGAGUGUCAACAAAUUGUAAAUGAUAAACAAAAUAAUACUUAUCUCGUGGUUACUGCUGAAAGACAUAAUGAAAACUUAAUUGCUAUAUCGGAGCUUAAACACAAUAAUGUAAGAUUAAUAUUAGAUGACAAACAAAAUGAAAAUGUGAAUAUAACACAGAAUGAUCAUGAUCGUGCAGAUUCGUAUUUAAUUACUAUGAAUAAACAAAAUGACACUACACAUAUUUUACCAGAUAAUAAUGCUCUUCGUGCUAUAACUACAACCAGAAACGAUGAAGUUGAUACAAUGCAUUUAAUACAAUCCUCUAAACAAAGUAAUACUUUACAUUUAUUAUCAAAACCAAAUGAGUCACUUCCCGUUCUGACAAUAAGUAAUAAUCCAGAAGAUCAUGAAAAUUAUUCUAGUCAAAUAGCGCAGAUAGGAAGUACCGAUCUACCUAUGGAUAUGGCUACACAUGAUACAUCUAGAGAAGAUCAGGCAAUAAAAAGUCACAAUGGGAAUAGGCAGGAAUCAUUAUUACACGAAGGAGUUUCUCAAGGAACAGUUAUACAAAUUGUUCAUUAUCAACAAGAUAGUGAUGAUGGAGAAGAACUAGUUUGUGGUAUAUGUGGGGAAGAUUUUACAGAUAAAAACAUAUUAAUGGAACAUGUUAAAAUUCAUAUAUAAUUAAAAAAAUAUUUUAAUUUUAAAAGAAAAGAUGGGAAUUAUUUGUUAUUAUAAUUAUUAUGUCAAAUUGGGAAUCAUCAUGAAUAAUAUAAUACUGCAUAGUAAUAGGCUCUGCACUGUUUUUCUAUGAGCUUUAAAAAAAAAUGCACUGUUUUAAUUAAUUGAGAUAAAGAUUGAUUUUACAUUUAUAAAAAAAAAAGAUUAUAUAUAUUAUAAAGGAUUAAUUCCAAGUAACACACACACACACACACACAAAUAUAUAUAUAUAUAUAUAUAUAUAUAUAUAUAUAUAUUAAAAUUAAUAUAUGUAUAUAUUAAAAGUACCUUAGUUUUUUCAUCAUAUAUGAUUUACCAUUGGUAAAAAUAACACGAGUGUAAAUAAAGACUUAUUAAAGGCAUUUAUAAUGUACAGCAUGACAAAGACAAAAAUAAAAUUGCCUUUUAUUUUAUAUAAUAA
Vespa crabro (European hornet) is the source of this 4889-nucleotide messenger RNA. Its product is annotated as zinc finger protein 184-like. Gene Ontology annotation, cellular component: nucleus. The transcript has 2 exons. The record is from RefSeq and is a predicted model, not a curated record. Lineage: Eukaryota; Metazoa; Arthropoda; Insecta; Hymenoptera; Vespidae. Bases 1613 to 4432 code for a protein of 939 amino acids.